AUGUCUAUCUCGCCCAGACCUUUCAUAUGUAUACUAUCUCCCAUAUUACUCACUUUUUUAUUCUCACUCACUCUCUCUCUCUCUUUUCUAUCUCUCUCAUUCUAUCUUCUCUUUGUCUCACUCUCUCUCUUCUCUCUCUUACUCUCUCUUCCCUCUCUCACUAUCUCUCUCACUGUCUCUCUUCUCUCUCUUACUCUUCUUUCUCUCUUUGUAUCUCUCUCUUCUCUCUCUUCUCUCUCCCCUCCUCUUUCUCUCACUUUUCUCUCUCUCAUUCUCUCUUCUCUCUGUCUCCUCUCUCUUACUCUCUCUCUUCUCUCACUAUCUCUCCUGUCUCUCUUCUCUCUCUCACCCCUCUCUCUCUCUCUUCUCUCUUCCCUCUCUCACUAUCUCUCUCACUGUCUCUCUUCUCUCACUUACUCUUCUUUCUCUCUUUGUCUCUCUCUUCUCUCUCCCUCCUCUUUCUCUCUUUUCUCUCUCUCUCAUUCUCUCUUCUCUCUGUCUCCUCUCUCUUACUCUCUCUCUUCUCUCACUAUCUCUCCUGUCUCUCUUCUCUCUGACCUCACUCUCUCUCUCUCUCUCUCUCUUCCCUCUCUCGCCAUCUCUCUCACUGUCUCUCUUCUCUCUCUUACUCUUCUUUCUCUCUUUGUAUCUCUCUCUUCUCUCUCUUCUCUCUCCCUCACUCUUUCUCUCACUUUUCUCUCUCUCUCAUUCUCUCUUCUCUCUGUCUCACUCUCUCUUACUCUCUCUCUUCUCUCACUAUCUCUCACUGUCUCUCUUCUCUCUGACACACUCUCUCUCUCUACUCUCUCUUACUCUCUCUUCUCUCUCUCACUCUUCUUUUUCUCUCUCUGUAUAAUUUUCUCAUUCUCUCUUCUCUCUGUCUCACUCUCCCUUACUCCCUCUCUCUUCUCUCACUACCUCUCUCACUGUCUCUCUUCCCUCUGUCAGUCUUCUUUCACACUCUCUCUCUUAUCACGUGACAACGUUCAUUACAUCCAUAUAUAA
This is a messenger RNA of Acanthosepion pharaonis, 1005 nucleotides long. The record is from the annotation of a GenBank genome assembly. NCBI's taxonomy places the organism in Eukaryota, Metazoa, Mollusca, Cephalopoda, Sepiida, Sepiidae.